Molecule: messenger RNA, 1875 nt
Organism: Fonsecaea erecta
Lineage: Eukaryota; Fungi; Ascomycota; Eurotiomycetes; Chaetothyriales; Herpotrichiellaceae
Exons: 4
Coding region: 1-1875 (624 amino acids)
Biological process (GO): nucleobase transport; transmembrane transport
Cellular component (GO): plasma membrane
Molecular function (GO): nucleobase transmembrane transporter activity
Source: RefSeq, a predicted model, not a curated record
AUGUCGAAAUACGUGCAUGAAACAAAGAAAUAUAUCCCCAGUGGAGCGACGGUCAAGGCUAGGGCGACCACUCUCAGCGCCUGGGAGCUCCCAAAGCAAGAGUCUGCUCUCGCACCCAAGGAUGUGUGGACCAAUGCGGACAUGGACCCAGUCCCUCCAAGGUACCAGACCUGGACCUUGUGGACGUGGAUGGCCUACUGGGCGACCGACACUAUCAACUUGGGUACCUGGGAAACUGCCUCUUCUGUGAUUGCCGUGGGUCUCAACUGGCGCGAUGCAAUUCCCAUCAUGGUGGUCGGCACCAGCUGCGUCGCUGUCCCCAUGGUCCUCAACGGUGCCAUCGGUGCUAAACUGCACAUCCCCUUCUCAGUCAUUGUCAGAUCCGGCUUCGGUUUUUACUUUGGUUACUUCUGCAUUGUCUCUCGAGCCAUCUUGGCCAUGUUCUGGCUUGGUAUCCAAGGGGCCAACGGUGCACAAUGUAUUACGCUCAUGUUGACCGCCAUCUGGCCCUCGUACGCACACAUCAAGAACCACCUUCCCAGCGAUGCCGGUAUUACGACGCAGGGAAUGAUCAGCUAUUUCCUCUUCUGGAUAAUUCAGCUCCCACUUUUGCUGAUCCCGCCAACGAGGCUUCGCUAUCUUUUCAUGGUCAAACUCGUCGCUGCGCCAAUCACCGCGUUAGCGACUCUGGGUUGGAUCGUGCACAAGGCAGGAGGCGGUGGUGCCAUCUUCUCCCUUCCCGAGACCGUUCACGGCACUCAGCGCGCCUGGCUCUGGCUGUCGUGCAUGUCCUCGGUCACAGGCUCUUGGGCCACACUGGCCUGCAACAUCCCUGACUUCAGUCGUUACGCGAAGACCUCCCGCGGCCAGUACAUCCAGCUGCCUUUCCUUCCGGCCAUUUUUACUGUCUGCGGUGUGAUGGGGAUUGUCACCACAUCCGCGUCCAAGGUCCUCUACGGAGAGUUUCUGUGGAAUCCGUUGGAUAUUAUCGCACAUUGGCUGGACAAUCCCGGUGGUCGUGCCGCUGCCUUCUUUGCCGCGCUCUCGUGGUAUGUCGCCCAAGUCGGCACCAACAUCACUGCAAACAGCAUCUCCGCCGCAAAUGAUCUGACAGUUCUAUGUCCCAAAUACAUCAACAUCAAACGUGGUUGCGUCAUCGCCGCCAUUGUCGGUGGCUGGGUCAUUGUCCCAUGGAAGAUUCUCAGCUCUGCCUCGACCUUUUUGGCCUUCAUGGGCGGUUAUGCCGUCUUCCUCGCACCCAUGGCCGGAAUCAUCGCUUCGGACUACUGGAUCGUCAAGCGACAACACAUUGACGUGCCUGCUCUGUAUGACCCUCGCGGCCGAUACAGGUACAACAUAUGGGGUAUCAACUGGCGCGCCAUGCUUGCCUUCCUUCUCGCCAUCGGCCCCUGCUUGCCUGGGUUGGCGUGGAGCAUCAACAGCUCGUCCAAGAUUACCUCGGGUGCCAAGCACCUGUAUUCUUUUGAUUGGCUCUAUGGCUUUGUGACCAGCAUCUUUGUCUACUCGGUGACCAGCUACAUCUGGAAACCGACCAACCAAAUUGUGCCACACACUGUCUACGGCAUCCCUCAAGAUCCCGACGAGGAAGAGGCAUACGAGGAAGCCUAUGAUGAGAAAGUGCUCAGGAAGGACAGCCUCGUGGGCAACCCCAAAAGUUUCGCCAAUGUGGGCGGCAUCGACAACAUGGGCAGCACUCUCCAUUUCAGGAAGUCUGUUGAUGAAACUGCCAGGGAGAGUAUCGAGGUGAGACGAGCCAGCCGGGCGAGCCAAGGAGGUCAAGGACCGCACGAACCUGGUACCAUUCCCGCUCAUCUCAAGGGUGUUGACCCGCAAGUGUUGAAUGAGAAGGUGUAA